This is a messenger RNA of Arabidopsis arenosa, 1462 nucleotides long. The record is from the annotation of a GenBank genome assembly. Lineage: Eukaryota; Viridiplantae; Streptophyta; Magnoliopsida; Brassicales; Brassicaceae.
GGAACCUCGGUGUUUUAAUCUCUUUAAGAAGAAGAUGAAAUGCUUCUUAUUCCUUCUUGGGGACAAGAAAGAUGAACAGAGAAGCCCUAAACCGGUUUCACCAACGUCUAACUUCAGUGAUGUAAACAAAAGCGGUUCAGAUUUUAGUCCCCGGGAUGUUUCUGGAACGAGCACAGUAUCAUCCACUGGUAGGAACUCCAACACUAGCAUGUCAGCUAGAGAAAACAACCUUAGAGAGUUCACUAUUGGUGAUCUUAAAUCUGCCACAAGGAACUUCAGCAGGUCUGGUAUGAUUGGGGAAGGCGGUUUUGGUUGUGUCUUCUGGGGAACGAUCAAGAACUUAGAAGACCCGUCCAAGAAAAUCGAAGUCGCGGUUAAACAGCUCGGCAAAAGAGGGUUGCAGGGUCAUAAAGAAUGGGUGACUGAAGUAAACUUUCUCGGUGUAGUCGAGCAUUCAAACUUGGUGAAAUUGUUGGGACAUUGUGCAGAAGACGAUGAACGUGGAAUCCAAAGGCUUUUGGUUUAUGAAUAUAUGCCAAACCAAAGCGUCGAGUUCCAUUUAUCCCCGCGGUCACCGACAGUACUUACUUGGGACCUCAGAUUGAGAAUAGCACAAGACGCAGCUCGGGGUUUAACAUACCUUCAUGAAGAAAUGGACUUUCAGAUAAUAUUCCGUGAUUUCAAGUCAUCCAACAUUCUACUAGACGAGAAUUGGAAAGCGAAGCUUUCAGAUUUCGGUUUGGCACGCUUAGGUCCUUCACCAGGAUCAAGUCAUGUUUCUACUGAUGUAGUAGGAACAAUGGGUUACGCAGCUCCAGAAUACAUCCAAACCGGUCGUCUCACAUCGAAAAGCGAUGUGUGGGGAUACGGAGUUUUCAUCUAUGAGCUCAUUACAGGAAGGAGGCCACUAGACCGUAACAAGCCUAAAGGAGAGCAGAAGCUUUUAGAAUGGGUGAGACCUUACUUAUCCGACACAAGGAGGUUCCGUCUCAUAGUAGACCCGAGGCUCGAGGGGAAGUACAUGGUCAAGCCAGUGCAGAAACUCGCGGUUGUGGCCAACCUCUGCCUUACCAGGAACGCAAAGGCGCGUCCAAAGAUGAGCGAGGUAUUAGAGAUGGUGACAAAGAUUGUGGAAGCUUCAUCGCCUGGGAAUGGUGGCAAGAAACCACAGCUGGUUCCGCUAAAGAGUCAAGAAGCUUCUAGAGACGAGGAAGGGAAGAAUAAGAAGGUUCUUGAUGGUGGCGAAGGAGGUUGGUUAGAGAAAUUGUGGAACCCAAAGAAUGUGAGAGCUUGUUGAUUCGGGCUACGUCAUUAGUGAAUUUCAAGCCUUUGUUUAAAUACUGUAAUUUAACAAACUUGUGAGUUUUCUUCUUACAUUCCAUUUUUUAUUUUUUACUAGUGUUUUGUUAAUUUUAUUUUUGGUGUGAUGUUCCAUAUUCCUUAUUAAACGAUCUAUUUGACA